Messenger RNA from Glycine soja, 1206 nucleotides. Its product is annotated as NAD(P)H dehydrogenase (quinone) FQR1-like. The coding region runs from base 311 to 889 and encodes 192 amino acids. The transcript is spliced from 4 exons. The record is from RefSeq and is a predicted model, not a curated record. Gene Ontology annotation, molecular function: FMN binding; NAD(P)H dehydrogenase (quinone) activity. Lineage: Eukaryota; Viridiplantae; Streptophyta; Magnoliopsida; Fabales; Fabaceae.
UCACUUUUAUUUUUGUGCCGUGUUUUGUUAUUUGUUCGAUCAAGAUAAGAUUUUGUUUUCUGGGUUUUGUUCACUUCUUCAAUGGGUUAUCAAAUUUCGAGCCUUUCGAAAGCCUAAUUGAAGAUCUGGGGGGUGUGGCAGUUUUCUUUGUUCAGAUGCAUUGUUGUUUUGACUGUGGUCUUCUAUGUACUAUGUGAUGGAGAAUUGGUUUGUUUUUGUUUGAUCGUUGUGGGGAAGGAGUAUUUUUUUUUUCUUUUGGAGUUGUUGGGAGAAUGGUGUUGAUGACACAUAAUCCCUUUUGUACUACUCCAUGUAUGGGCAUGUUGAGAAACUAGCAGAAGAAAUAAAGAAAGGGGCUUCCUCUGUGGAAGGUGUUGAGGCCAAGUUAUGGCAGGUACCUGAGACACUGCUGGAUGAGGUGCUUGGUAAGAUGAGUGCACCACCCAAGAGUGACGUACCAGUCAUUACCCCCAAUGAACUAUCCGAGGCUGAUGGCUUUGUAUUCGGCUUCCCAACAAGGUUUGGAAUGAUGGCUGCUCAGUUUAAAGCCUUUCUAGAUGCUACUGGAGGCUUAUGGAGAGCACAACAGCUUGCAGGCAAGCCUGCUGGCCUCUUCUACAGCACCGGUUCACAAGGUGGUGGACAAGAGACUACAGCACUCACUGCUAUCACUCAACUGGUUCAUCAUGGAAUGAUAUUCGUUCCAAUUGGUUACACAUUCGGUGCCGGCAUGUUUGAGAUGGAGAAAGUGAAAGGUGGAAGUCCAUAUGGUGCUGGAACUUACGCCGGUGAUGGCUCAAGACAGCCAAGUGAGCUUGAGUUACAACAAGCAUUCCACCAAGGGAAGUACAUUGCUGGCAUCACAAAGAAGCUCAAGCAAGCUGCAUAAUGUUGCCUUGCCUUCAUAUUAGAUCAUACUAUUAUUAUUAAACCAUACCACAAUAUUGCUUGAAAAUCAUUGUCCAAUUUUUAGACUUGAAAUAUAUUGAGUUUUUUUUUUCUGUGCUUGCAAGUAUUUUUUUUUUCUUUCUAAUCUUGGUAAAGGAAAUGCUUUGUAUGAGUGUUACAUGUUGCAGUGGAUGUUGCAAUUUGUUGAAUGAGGAAAGUUUGUGUCUAGUCCUUUAGUGUUAGGCGGAAACAGUACUUGUUCCUAUCUUUUGUAUUGCCCCGUUAAGCACAUAAACAUUGCAACGACCAGUUUGAGUA